Messenger RNA from Zingiber officinale, 1043 nucleotides. Its product is annotated as glutathione transferase GST 23-like. Gene Ontology annotation, biological process: glutathione metabolic process. The coding region runs from base 69 to 767 and encodes 232 amino acids. Gene Ontology annotation, molecular function: glutathione transferase activity. NCBI's taxonomy places the organism in Eukaryota, Viridiplantae, Streptophyta, Magnoliopsida, Zingiberales, Zingiberaceae. The transcript has 2 exons. Gene Ontology annotation, cellular component: cytoplasm. The record is from RefSeq and is a predicted model, not a curated record.
CUCAUUAAUUCUCGGCCACAGCCACUCGAAUCUGAGCUUCGACUCACCUCUUCGGUUCUUCUGCAAUCAUGGCAGAAGAAGAAGGGGAGAAGGAAGUGACGCUUCUGGGAACAUGGUCGAGCCCCUUCGUUCUCAGAGUCAAAUGGGCCCUCAGAAUCAAGGGAGUCGAGUACACCUACGUCGAAGAAGACCUCCGCAACAAGAGCCCUCAGCUGUUGCAGUACAAUCCCGUCCACAAGAAGGUGCCGGUGCUGGUGCACAGGGGAAGAGCCAUCGCAGAGUCCUCUGUCAUCCUCCACUACAUCGACGAAGCUUGGCCGCACCACCCCUUGCUGCCCCACCACCCCUACGAGAAGGCCAUGGCACGCUUCUGGUGCAAAUUCGAGGACGACAAGUUAUCGCCUCCGCUGUGGCGCGUUUUGACCACACAAGCAGAGGAGCAGAGGGAAGCGCACGCGUCGGCGAUCGAGAGCCUCGGGCUAUUGGAGAAUGAACUCGAAGGGAAGAAAUUCUUCGGAGGGCAAACUAUUGGUCUCGUGGACGUUUGGUUCGGUGCCCUGGCGUACAUAAUUCCGAUUUAUGAGGAGAUCACUGGAUUGAAGCUGGUGGAGCAGAGAAAGCUUCCACGGCUCUGCAGAUGGAUGGAGGAGUUCUUGAGCUCGCCGGCGGUGGAAGGCACUUUGCCACCGAAGGAUAUGUUGCUGCCCAGGUAUGCUGCGAUGCGCGAAGCAUUCUUGGCGAAAGCGAAACGACCUGAGCAGCAGUGAUUCUGAUUCAGUUAAAUCUUUGCUGUUCUUGCGGAGGACGGAUCCUCUUGUCUGUAAAUUCGGAGGACGGAUCCUCUUGUCUGUAAAUUGGAUGGUCUAUUUUUUUAGACCCUGAUUUGGAAGGACCCCAUCUAUUUAAAGAUGAAGUUUAUCUAAAUCAAGGGUUCUUAUGUAAUGGACCAUCUCUAAUCCAUAAUUUACAGAUCAGAGGAUCCCUACUGAUUCGUACAAGUACCAAAAAAUCUUUUCCUUUCUAAUAUAUUUUAUUUUGAGAAA